UGCCAAACUCAACUACUGAGAUUGUGAUACCACAGCUUCCUGAGAUGACCACAGCAACCAUCCUAAUCUUCACAACUCUUAACAAUAUCCUUCCAACCCGUAAAAUUUCGAAUUAUAACAGCAGCACGGAAUCAGAUCAACUUAUCAAUGGUGACGUGGUUGUUGUUAAAGCUGAUAAGCCAGUUAACAACAUAUCUUUUGUGUUCGGCAUUACUAAUCAAUCUUUGGGAAAUCCUCAGUGUGUCUUUUGGAACUUUGACUUUGACGCAUGGGAUUCCACUGGAUGUGAAGUAAAGCAAGUAGGAAAUGACUCUGGCAUAAUUACAUGUGAAUGCAACCACACAACCUCUUUUUCAAUUCUAAUGUCACCAUUUGACAUUGACAGAAAAGUCUUAGCCUAUAUAACUUACAUUGGAGUAUCUAUUUCAAUGGCCAGCUUGAUUUUAUGCCUCAUUAUUGAAGCUAUCGUUUGGAAAUCAGUGACAUCAACCAGAGGUGUCAGAAAUGUCACCUCCUAUAUUCGACAUGUCUGCUUAGUCAACAUUGCCCUGUCAUUACUGAUAGCAAACAUCUGUUUCUUCAUUGAAGCUGCAAUCUCAGAUGAAGACAUGCCAACCCAUGCGAAUCGCUGCAGUCCAGUGGUUUUCUUUAUGCACUUUUUUUACCUGGCUCUUUUCUUCUGGAUGUUAAUUUCAGGGAUGCUUCUCUUUUACAUGACAGUCAUGGUAUUUUCCCGAAUGUCAAUUAUCAUAAUAAUGAUCAUUGCCUUCACAGUUGGUUACGGUGCACCUUUGCUCAUAGCAUCCAUCACUGUUGCGUCGACAGCUGGACCUCAGAAUUAUGUUUCCAAACAAGCAUGCUGGCUGAACUGGGAUGAAUCCAGGGCUCUGCUGGCAUUUGUGAUUCCAGCUCUCACUAUUGUAGCCAUAAACCUUGUGGUUUUGGUUGUGGUUCUGUACAAGAUUUUGAAAAGUGGAGUUGGUGCCGCAACUCAACCAGAUGAGAAACAUACAUUCUUUGCCGUUGUCCGAUGUGUGGCCCUUUUGACUCCUCUCUUUGGUCUAACAUGGGGAUUUGGAAUUGGAACCAUGGUGUCACGUAAAUUAGGCAUUCAUGUGGUAUUCACACUCCUCAAUUCAUUCCAGGUUCGAGAGUCACUACGAGGAAAACUGCUAUUAGAGAAAAUCACUUCCCGUUUUACCAAGAGCACCAGUGGAGGAGCAUCAUCUUCAGCUAGACAAGAGACACCACAGAAGA
Messenger RNA from Danio rerio (zebrafish), 1257 nucleotides. Lineage: Eukaryota; Metazoa; Chordata; Actinopteri; Cypriniformes; Danionidae. The record is from RefSeq and is a predicted model, not a curated record.